ACUCUUCUUUUCUUUAGUGAAAUUGGGUCUGAACCCCCAGAGAGUUGUAUCUUUGGCUUGAUGACGGUCAUCACUGCAUUUGCAGGUAUGGCCACUAUGUAUGCCAGAUACAAGUUUGUGGAGAAGCUCAAUGAGAAGGCGGGUGGUGUGCCCCCAGCACUGAACCAGGCUGCUUUCUGGAUUGGAAUGCUUUCUUGUUUGGGGAUGUGUUUUGUCGCUACUUUCCAGGAAACAACAAUUAUUCAAGUUCAUGAUGCAGGUGCAAUACUCUUCUUCGUUUCUGGUGUGUUGUACAUCAUCCUCCAGUCCAUUAUAUCCUAUAAGGCCUUCCCCUAUGGAUGUUCCUUGGCCUUGUGUCGUGUGCGCACAGGAAUGGCAACCAUGGCCUUCCUGGCAGUCCCCCCCACUAUUAUCUGUGCCUUACUGCAUAGAACUGAAGACAAGGACAAUGUGUUCCAUCUGGUGAGUGCUGUGAGUGAGUGGAUCAUGGUCUUCAGCUUCAUCUUCUUCUUCUUCACGUACAUCCAUGACUUUAAAAAGUUUACUCUGAAGCUGAGAACAGAGUUUGUUUCCUGA
This is a messenger RNA of Oncorhynchus gorbuscha (pink salmon), 576 nucleotides long. Its product is annotated as DNA damage-regulated autophagy modulator protein 1-like. The record is from RefSeq and is a predicted model, not a curated record. Lineage: Eukaryota; Metazoa; Chordata; Actinopteri; Salmoniformes; Salmonidae. The transcript is spliced from 6 exons. Gene Ontology annotation, cellular component: lysosome. Gene Ontology annotation, biological process: regulation of autophagy. The annotation marks the transcript as partial.